Seriola aureovittata is the source of this 3344-nucleotide messenger RNA. RefSeq lists its product as uncharacterized. The transcript is spliced from 15 exons. Gene Ontology annotation, molecular function: guanyl-nucleotide exchange factor activity; protein binding. The record is from RefSeq and is a predicted model, not a curated record. NCBI's taxonomy places the organism in Eukaryota, Metazoa, Chordata, Actinopteri, Carangiformes, Carangidae. The coding region runs from base 58 to 2358 and encodes 766 amino acids.
UUCAGUUGGGAACCUUUUCUCUUUUUUGUAUUAUUUUUUAUAAUAGCAGCUGCUGAAAUGGAAUCAAAAUCGGACACUACCAACACUGUGGAGGAAUCUCCAGAACAGGAGCAGAUCCUCAACAUAAUGAGUUUCACACAGCGGGGACGAAUGGAUGAACAGCGCUGCACCUUGAGUCCUGUUAAAACAGCACAAAUCAAAACUACAGGUUCAAACCAUGAGUUGUCGUCCCAUACCUCAGACAACAAGCAGGGACAGCGCCUUGAUGACCUCAAGGUGUCAUUGCCAGGGUUUAACAGCAAGGGACCUCAGAGUGAUAACCAUCACGGCUCUGCACCUCAGAUCUCUGUGACCGAGAGUACUCCAGAUAGAAACAGGAAAGUUCUCUUACCAGCCAACCAAUUACAGGUUCCCUCUCAGAGUGACUGCUCCAAUUCCAUAAAGGAAGAAUCACCGGAUGAACAACAAAAGUUCAUGAAAAUGAUCAGCCAUGGACAGCGUGGACGUAUGGAUGACCAGCGCUGUUCCUUAAAUCCUAGCAAGAGUGCUCCUUGCACACCUAAACAAACAGACAGAAAGGUUGCUUCAGUUCAAGAUACUGAAAUGUUAUUCAACCUCUUGACCAACACUCAGAGCCAACGGCUCGACGACCAGAGAGUUUCUCUUCCGUCAUUACCAGGAUUACAGAAAGACAGAAAUGACACAUCUACUGCAGGAGGAGAUUCAAACUACUUGUGUUACAUGGUCUCUAAAGUCCAGGGUUCCAGAAUGGAUGACCAAAGGUGCUCGCUACCUCAAAUCCGAACCCCGGACAGCCAGUCUUCACCUAAAAAGGAUGUGUCUGGUUUAAGCCCUCCACGCUCAGCCUCCUUCAGCCCCAGUUCAGACAUAGAACGACCAAAGAGCAAAGAUAAAGCAUCUCAAAAACAGGUCUUGACUGCAACUGAUCAGGAAGAUUUUUUUAACCUAAUGAGUCAUUCCCAGCGUGGGCGAAUGGAUGAACAACGAUGUGUCUUAAAUGUUACUCCCCAGUCCACACCGAAACACAAGCCCAGUCAGAGCACCAUGCCCAAAGGUCCAGAUUCUGAAAAGUUCCUCAACCUGCUGGCCAACUCUCAAGGCCGACGGCUUGAUGACCAGCGAGUGUCUCUUCCUUCAUUGCCAGGGAUACAGAAUGGUGGUACCACAUCAACAUCAACUGCGGCAGAGAUGGAUGCAAGCUACCUGUGUUACAUGGUCUCCAAAGUCCAGGGAUCUAGGAUGGAUGAACAAAGAUGUUGUGCACCCCAAAUCCUCCAGAAUCCCAAAUCAGACACAUCUGAUGAAACUCCCCGGACGUCUGCCUCUUUAAACCGUGACAAAACCGACCAACAUCAGCAGGACUCAACUCCAGCUGAGCAGGAGAAGUUUUUCAAAAUAAUAAGUAAGGCACAGGGUGGACGUAUGGAUGAGCAACGUUGCUCUUUACAACCGGGCAAAAGUAACCCUGCCACCCCCACACACAAUGGAAGUGCUUUGAAUAACGUACCCACAGGUGCAGAGACUGAUGCAUUCUUCAAAAUCCUUGCCUCCAGUCAGGCACGACGGCUAGACGAUCAGCGUGUUUCACUUCCUACCCUGCCAGGCAUAAGUGGGAAUUCUGAACGAAAAGAAAAUACAAAGUCUGGGAAUCCAGCUCGUCCACCACACAUCACUGUUGCUGAGAGUACACCAACAACACCAAGGAAGGACUAUUCCAGACCUACCUCUCAACCCCAAAUGGCUAAUGCAGCAUAUGGCUCCCCCAGUGUCCUGCCAAAAUCUGCUUCGUUUACGCCUGAAACAGAAUAUCAGAAGAAUCUAAAUUCCCCAGGACAGGUGACAGUGAGGGUGUCCAUGAGUUUCACACCACAGCAGGGACGGGAGAAUGAUGAUCAGCCAUGUACAUUCCCAGAGGUCUUUCUCACUCUAGGAGCCCCAGGAGAUAACCUUGUGAUUCCUCUGAGCCCAGGACCUGGAAGACCCCUGUCCUUCAACUUAAACCUUGUCCCAAAAGAAGAUGUUAAGUCCAGGCACUGCUCUCCAAGCCAUGCAAGUCCCAGGAAAGCCCGCUCAAGACCAUCAUCUCCCAACCCAGGUGCAACCUGUAAAGCAUAUACUGUAAGUUCAUGCACAGAUGAACAGGGGGAGCUUGUGACCAGCCCCAUCAGUCCAGAUGAAGACUGCUUCUCUCUGAUUGAGAAGAUUCAUACAGCCCAGAUGCAGAAAGGAGGGCAGAAAUAUAAAGGGGAUCCUGGAAAGGGGAGGGAAAAGGCAGACCAAGGAAAGGGAAAGGGGGGUGGAAAGAAAGAUAGAAAGGAUGGUGGCAAUAAACAAUAGUCAGGUAUGCAACACUGUAAAUCAUCUAUUGAGGAGAACAAUAGAGGUCAAAUGUGAGCUGCCAGUAAUUGGCUUGGACUGUAACUAAUGCAACAAUGUUUAUAAAAUUGUAUUUUUGCUAUUCAUAUGCCCACACUGAUAUAUAUAUAUAUAUAUAUAUAUAUAUAUAUAUAUUGUGUAAACAGCUGUGGUGUAGGUGAGAUGUAAAUGUAAAUGCAGUGUAUGCACUUAAAGAUAUUACUACUUUAGCUGCUUAUCCAAAGAGAGAAACUCUAGGUAGGCUGCAAUUAAACCCGCAACUCUAGCAAACUGUGUGAAACUGAAAAAGCAGUAUAACAAUAAAAAAUAAAAAUACCUUAAUUAAACCUGAUUGCCAGUUCAUGUUUGCUCUUGAUUAGUUGACCCCCAUGAUUGACAAAUGAGCUUAGAGCCUACCUGUACCAUUUUACUACAACACCUGUUUUCUAUAAAUCGCUGGUGCAUCUCAACUACAGCACAUGAUGGAAAAGAUGUGUAACAUUUGCUCUUAACUGAACUUGCAGCUAUAUGAUUAGCAACAAUUUGUCAGUUUGGUCAUCAUAAAUGACACAUAUUGUUUUAAUAGUGUUAUCCAACUGUUACCUAAAGUAACUUGGUUAUGUAAGUUAAGUAUGACAGACAAGUAAAAAAGAAAAAGGAACACAGGACAUUUUUAACAUUUAUUGAAGAUUUACACAAGAAAAUUCUCAAGCGCUCAUAUUGUAUGAACUUGAUUGAAAAGCCUCAGCUGGAAACUUGUAUCUCAUUCAGCAGAGUCACUUCCCUGAAAGUAAAUCAGAUAAUUAGAACUUGUAGAUAGUGUUUGUUGGGAUGUACUAUCAUAGCAAUAUGGUAACAUUUACUAUAUACUGAUGAAAAAAGCAUUUUAUGGAAUGAGAAAACCAGAAAUAAAGCUUUAUACAGAGUGAUGUUGAUCUGUUAUCAGCAAAAUAGCUUGUGGAAAAGCA